This is a messenger RNA of Stomoxys calcitrans (stable fly), 2269 nucleotides long. RefSeq names its product protein spartin. NCBI's taxonomy places the organism in Eukaryota, Metazoa, Arthropoda, Insecta, Diptera, Muscidae. Gene Ontology annotation, cellular component: plasma membrane. Bases 232 to 1962 code for a protein of 576 amino acids. The transcript has 5 exons. Gene Ontology annotation, biological process: cell division; negative regulation of BMP signaling pathway. The record is from RefSeq and is a predicted model, not a curated record.
CUCAAAAGAGAAUUCAGAAAGAAAACACACCAGACUGCUGAACGAUGGCCAAUGGCCAUAAAAGAGCAAAAAAUACAUAAAAUCACCAAGAAAAUUAUUAAAAAGAGAAAAGAAGCACAUUGAAAAGAAAAAAAAAACAUUUUUAUUGCACUUCAAAAAUGCUGAUAAGAAGUUUUGAGGCUGCAUUUAAUCAUUCAGUCAUUGUGAAGCACAAAUUACUUGCUUAUAGCCAUGACCACAGAUGCUGAUUUUCUUGCCUCCUAUGAGCGCAUAAAGGAAGCAAAUAAGCUGGCGUUACGUCACAUUGAGCAGGCCAUAGAACUGGAAGAGAAUGACAAACCCCUUUAUGCUAUUGCUGCCUAUGAAGAAGGUCUUAAAUUUAUCGACGAAAUUUUUGCAAUACCCGUCAGUCUACCGGACAAUACGAAUAAUGUGGAAAAGGAAUGGAAUGAUGCCUGUAAAAUAAUACAAAAAUUGAAAGGAGCCAAAACCGAAGUAACCUAUAGACUGAAAAUACUAAGACAGCAGCAUGCACCCAUUGAUACUGAGGAAGCUGCAGAAGCAAGUGGUUUUAUUGGAGAUUUGUCGGAACCCAUGGCUAAGAAAAAAUCCAACUUGAUGGAGACUCCUCAAACCUAUUUGGACAUAACCAACAAUGGUGGGGGUCCGGCCAAAACCUAUAAACAAAUAACAAAGGCUUUAAGAGACAUCAUGGCCGAUUCUACAAGUCCAGUAAUAUAUGAUACAUUGUUCCAAGCCAAAGUGAAAUUGUAUAAAAUUUUACCAAAUGGCGAAGUAAAAACUAUGGCGGGUGAAUCCUCAAUGUCUUUGGUCAUGUGCACCAUAGGAGGAAAAUGGAGUUUCCUAAAUGGUUUAUAUUUUAUACAGUGCUCCAUCACGGAUUCAAAUUCUUAUGAAGCUGUAGCAACGUCAUCUUCAAGCUCAUCACAAGUAAAUGAUUUAAUUUGGAUCUAUCCUUUGGUCUCCACCGUAACCACCUGCUAUCGUACCGAAUAUGGCGCGUUUAUUUUACCCGAUUUAGAAUCAGAUGAACCUGGCUCUGCAUUUGGUUUAAUACUUGCACGCAACUCUGAGCAGUCCGAAGAAGCUUUUGCUGAUUUGCAACAAUUCUUUUUGGAUUUGCUUGAGGCCGUGUUGGCUGGUACCAUUGAAGAGAUACCCGAAGCGGCAACUGUAAGACCACCUCGUGAUGCCAGCCAACAAGUUUCCAGGCAUAUUGUUACGACUGCAGAUUUUAUAGCACGUGGCCUUAUAAAGGGCGCCGAAAAGACUGGAGAUCUUAUGAGAAAAUCUACUCCCUAUAUUAUAUCGAAGUUGCAACCAGCACCAGAGGAUGCCCCUCCUGUUUCUUCGAAGGUGCAAACAACCGUUGUGGUGGCCAAAAAUGUCACCAGUGCUGCGGUGGGAGUUACCGGUUGGGUGGCAGGCAAAGUGGGCUCAGCAUCCAUGGCAAUAGGUAAAUUUCUAGCUCCCCACAUACAACAUCAUGGAGCAAAUCUUUUGCAAAAGACUUGUGGUCUGGAUGACCAAGAGGCCAAUUCAAAAAUGUCCAAUGCCUUGACACUGGCUGCGGGGGCAGUUGAAGGUUUCACUACCAUAGUGGAUGGUUUGGAAAAGUCGGCUGCUAUAUUGGGUAAUAAUCUGAGUGAAAAUUCAGUGAAGAUCAUAGAUCACAAAUAUGGCACUUCUGCGGGCAAUGUGGCUGCCGAAACUUUUGACACUCUGGGCAACGCCUUUGUGGUUAGCCGUAAUGUUAACUACAUGUUGCCCAAAGGAAUUGCCAAGAAAUUGGUGAAGAAUUCUGGUAAAGCUGUUGUUGAGGAAUACCAGCAAAAUUACAAAUACGAAUCUCAAUAUAUAGUUGCCGGCGCCUUGUAUCCCGACUUGAGAGUAUUGAAGGAAACUUCUAAAAUGUCUUCGUUACAAUCUUUAGAAAAGUAAUUUUAUGUAUUUAUAUUAAGUAUGAUAUUUUCCCUUUACACCAAAAACAAACAAAAAACCAAAAGACCGUUCGAAUGUGUUUAAAAAUUGAUAUUAAUUAGUAUGUGAUUAUCAUUGUAUCCACGAUAGAUGAUGUUUUGUUUUUUUGUCAGUUUAAGUUUUGUUGUAAUCUAGGCUAGUUCAUAUUUUGUUAAUUAAUUAAUUUUUGUUUCUUCGCUAUGUCUAGCAGAGCAAAUUUGGACAAAAAAUUAAGUGAUUUAUUCCAUUUUUUUUUAAUAAAUAUAUAUUUAUCCUUUAUUAUUAUGUA